CAGUCGAAUGGCAACAUUGUGGCGAUGCUGAGGCGCAGAGUUUAGGAGACGGGUUCAUCAGUCAGGCCGGCUCCGGGCUUUCUGCAGCAGCAGCAGCAGGGGCGGGGGCGGGGAUCUUGACCUGGGCGAGCGACCGGGACGCAUACAGCGCCGGCCUGACCCCGCGGGACCCGCGCCUCACCUCCGGAGCGCCGCAGACGCAGCUCCACGGCCUCGCGCGGGGGGCGGCGGGCGGCCGUGAGGCGCUGCGGCAGCGCGGAGCUUGUAAACAGAUCCGGCCGCAGGUGACCAUGUGAACUACCUGCUCCCGGGACGCUUAUUGUCCUUCUCUCGAUCCGCGCCACAAAGGAGCUCGGCGGUCGGGGCGCGGAGGGACAGGCGAACGAGCCGGGAGAGCCGGCCGGCGCACUAAGAUGGCUGAAGGCGCCCGGCGAGGGUGAGCGGGGGGCGCGGCGCAGCCAGCGGGGAGUCCUCGGGCGGGCCGGGCCGGCGGCCCUUCCCCGCGGCGAGGAGCCGGAGCCACCAUGUCGUUCGCGCUGGAGGAGACGCUCGAGUCGGACUGGGUGGCUGUGCGGCCCCAUGUGUUCGACGAGCGCGAGAAGCACAAAUUCGUCUUCAUUGUGGCCUGGAACGAGAUUGAGGGCAAGUUUGCCAUAACCUGCCACAACCGGACGGCCCAGAGGCAGAGGAGCGGCUCCCGGGAGCAAGCGGGGGCGCGAGGGGGCGCCGAGGCCGGCGGAGCUGCGUCCGACGGGAGCCGCGGGCCCGGCAGCCCGGCGGGCAGGGGUCGGCCCGAGGCCACUGCCUCUGCAACUCUGGUUAGGAGCCGCGGGCCCCGGCGGAGCUCGGCCUGGGCGGAGGGCGGCUCUCCUCGGAGCACUUGCAGCCUUCUGGGGGACCCGCGGCUGCGGAGUCCUGGCAGCAAAGGGGCGGAGAGUCGUCUUAGGAGCCCAGUGCGGGCCAAACCCAUCCCAGGUCAGAAAACAUCUGAAGCCGACGAUGCGGCGGGGGCAGCUGCUGCAGCAGCCCGGCCGGCGCCCAGAGAGGCCCAGGUGUCCUCUGUACGGAUAGUGAGCGCCUCUGGGACGGUCUCCGAGGAGAUAGAGGUGCUGGAAAUGGUGAAGGAGGACGAGGCACCUCUGGCGCUCUCGGACGCGGAGCAGCCGCCGCCCGCUACCGAGCUGGAGUCUCCGGCCGAAGAGUGCAGCUGGGCCGGACUGUUCUCUUUCCAGGACCUGCGCGCCGUGCACCAGCAGCUGUGCUCGGUGAACUCGCAGUUGGAGCCGUGCCUGCCGGUGUUCCCCGAGGAACCUUCGGGCAUGUGGACUGUGCUGUUUGGGGGCGCCCCCGAGAUGACCGAGCAGGAAAUCGACACUCUGUGUUACCAGCUCCAGGUCUACCUGGGCCACGGCCUGGACACCUGCGGCUGGAAGAUCCUCUCCCAGGUGCUCUUCACCGAGACCGAUGAUCCCGAGGAGUAUUACGAAAGCCUCAGCGAACUGCGGCAGAAGGGCUACGAAGAAGUACUUCAGCGGGCCAGGAAGCGCAUCCAGGAGCUCUUGGAUAAGCACAAGAAUACAGAGAGCAUGGUGGAGCUUCUGGACUUGUAUCAGAUGGAGGAUGAAGCCUACAGCAGCCUUGCAGAAGCUACAACCGAACUCUAUCAGUAUUUACUACAGCCAUUCCGAGAUAUGAGAGAACUUGCCAUGCUACGAAGACAGCAGAUCAAGAUUUCCAUGGAGAAUGAUUAUCUGGGACCUCGAAGAAUUGAGAGUCUACAAAAAGAAGAUGCUGAUUGGCAGCGGAAAGCUCACAUGGCUGUACUGUCUAUUCAAGAUCUUACUGUCAAGUACUUUGAAAUAACAGCUAAAGCUCAAAAAGCUGUGUAUGAUCGAAUGCGAGCUGAUCAGAAGAAAUUUGGUAAAGCAUCAUGGGCAGCAGCUGCUGAACGGAUGGAAAAACUCCAAUAUGCAGUUUCUAAGGAAACUUUGCAGAUGAUGAGAGCUAAAGAGAUAUGCUUGGAACAGCGGAAACAUGCACUAAAGGAAGAGAUGCAGAGUUUGCGGGGUGGUACAGAAGCCAUAGCACGAUUGGAUCAGUUAGAAGCUGACUAUUAUGACCUGCAACUUCAGUUGUAUGAAGUACAGUUUGAAAUCUUGAAGUGUGAAGAGUUACUAUUGACGGCGCAACUAGAAAGCAUCAAAAGACUUAUAUCAGAAAAAAGAGAUGAAGUGGUGUACUAUGACACUUACGAAAGCAUGGAGGCCAUGCUGGAGAAGGAAGAGAUGGCAGCAUCUGCGUACUUACAGAGAGAAGAGCUGCAGAAACUUCAGCAGAAAGCACGCCAGCUGGAAGCAAGACGUGGACGGGUUUCUGCCAAGAAAUCCUACCUCAGAAAUAAAAAGGAAAUAUGUAUUGCGAAACACAAUGAAAAAAUCCAACAGCGCACUCGGAUUGAAGAUGAAUAUAGAACCCAUCACACAGUACAACUAAAGAGAGAAAAAUUACAUGAUGAAGAAGAAAGAAAAAGUGCCUGGGUUAGCCAAGAGAGACAGAGAACACUGGAUAGACUUCGAACAUUUAAACAGAGGUAUCCUGGGCAAGUCAUACUUAAAUCAACCAGAUUACGACUAGCUCAUGCAAGAAGAAAAGGUGCAGCAAGUCCUGUUCUCCAAGAGGAUCAUUGUGACUCUCUACCAAGUGUGUUACAGGUAGAAGAGAAAACUGAAGAGGUGGGAGAAGGAAGAGUCAAGCGUGGGCCAUCACAGACAACAGAACCCCAGAGCCUUGUACAACUUGAAGAUACUUCAUUAACACAACUUGAAGCCACCUCAUUACCUCUCAGUGGUGUUACCUCUGAACUGCCUCCCGCUGUAUCUCUUCCACUUUUGAAUAACAACCUCGAACCAUGUUCUGUUACCAUAAAUCCACUCCCACCCCCUCUUCCUCCAACACCACCACCUCCCCCACCUCCUCCCCCUCCCCCACCACCACCACCUCUGCCUGUUGCUAAGGACAGUGGCCCAGAGACACUGGAGAAAGAUCUGCCUAGAAAGGAGGGGAAUGAGAAGAGGAUCCCAAAGUCAGCCAGUGCCCCCUCAGCACACCUCUUUGACAGCAGCCAGCUGGUCAGUGCACGGAAGAAGCUCAGAAAGACUGCUGAAGGUUUGCAGAGGAGGAGAGUGAGCUCACCCAUGGAUGAGGUGCUAGCCUCCUUGAAGCGUGGUAGUUUUCAUCUGAAAAAGGUUGAACAGCGAACUCUGCCUCCUUUUCCUGAUGAAGAUGAUAGUAAUAAUAUCUUGGCACAAAUAAGGAAAGGGGUAAAAUUGAAGAAGGUACAGAAGGAUGUUUUGAGAGAAUCCUUCACACUUCUACCCGAUACAGACCCUCUAACACGGAGCAUCCAUGAAGCUCUUAGAAGAAUUAAAGAAGCAUCCCCAGAGUCAGAGGACGAAGAGGAGGCUUUACCUUGCACAGACUGGGAGAACUAACAAGUGACAUAACAGAAGAAAAAUAUCAUUCAAGAUUGGUUCUGAUUCUUUUGGAAAAUGACAGUUUAAGCACUUGGUUCCUCAGUUGGAUAACAUUAGAUCCAAAGUGCAUUGGUUCAGUGGUGUGAAGAAAGGAAGCACAAUUGGCAGGUUAUCACUUUCCAGUCAUUCCAAUAGAUGAUGGUUAACAUGAAUUUUACAUGUGUAAUGUUCCUGACUGCAAUGAAGAAAAGGCCUUCUGGAGAUUUCUGUUUUUUAAGCACAUUCUCCUUCCAUCCACAUAUUUACAUCCUUGUAAUGGCCAGUUAAGCUAGGGCUUGCUGUAAGUUGGAAGAACACUGGGUUGACAGAGAUCUACUGUGAGCUGUAUUGGGACUGCUUUGAGAACCAUCUUUCAGUGCACUGAAAAGUCAUCUGAAAAAAUAGCUUCUUCCAUAUCAGCUUAUAUUAAAUACUGUGAUACUCUGAGAAAGUUUAUCAUGAUAGCUGUAAGUCAGGCAUUAAAAUCAAAUGGAAAUACACCUAAAAUGUCCACAUUACUCAUUUCCAAAGGAUUUUUCAUAAAGAUGUUCAGCAACAUCUGAAAAGCUGCAUUUAUGGAGAUACAUCUAUUAAUAUGUUCACAACAUGAUACAUUUAACAUGGCAUAUUUUUAGGAGUCUUAUACUUUGUAAGGUUUUGAAGUUUCCGUGCUUUUAAAUCACUCUUCAUAUUUCUUGAAUUUAUAAUAGUUUGAAUUUUAUGUGCAUCCUUGUUUAUGGAAGGCAAUACUUUGAUAAUAUUUCAAUUUCAAAUUAUUUUUAUUUUGUUUGAAUUAUUGCUUGAUUGCUAUGACUGACAUGACUUUCCUAUUGAGAAUCAAAAAACAAGAUUCAAUCAUAGGGAUGCAGAUCUUAACUCUUUUUACAAAUUACCAUUUUAAGUUUUUAUUUUUAUGCUCCACAGUGAAAAGCAUGUGCUCUACAAAGAUAGAAAGUAGAGACAAGUCUCCGUGGCUGGCAUUUCACCAUCUUCACAUGCACUGAAUGGAAUUUUGGGAGAAUGCCUUUGUUAUAGUCACUAAAAUUUUAAACUUAUACACAGCUUUAGGUGCUGAUUUUGGCUGUGAUGGAGUCCUGAAGGACACAUUUAUAUGUUCCAGAUUUUCAGCAGGAUUGUUGUGGGCUUGAAUAUAUGUAGGUCAUUGGACUCAGUGUGCAGUACCCUGUACAUAUAAUUCUGCAUAAGACAGAUCUUGGCCUUUCUGUGGAGGGAGUUAAGAACUAAAAUACCAAAAAUAACUUUAUUUCUUUUAAGACAAUUAUCUGGCCUAAACCCAGAAAGCAGUACUGGAGCAAAAGCCCAGUGUAUAUGAAUUGGUAUUCCUAGAGAAAAAAAGAAAUGCUCACACCUUUGUUAUUUUAAAGUGUUUUCUUGAAAAUAAUUAGGGAGAAAAUUUUCUGGCAACAGGUUAUGUAAGACAAAAUUUUUUUAUUAUUUCAAAACAAAACAGGCACAUGCCAUCAUGCCCCAGCUAAUUUUUAUAUUUUUUAUAGAGACAGGGUUUUGCCAUGUUGCCCACGCUGGUCUUGACCUCCUGGACUCAAGCAAUCUGCCAGCCUUGGCCUGCUAAAGUGCUAGGAUUACAGGCGUGAGCCUCUGUGCCCAGCCUGGCAAAAUCUUUUAUUUAAAUGUUAGUAAUACAUUUAUUGAUGAGACUAGGAGCUUCUCUGCAGCAUCUUCAUAAUACAUUGGUUUUAGUUCCCACACUAUUCCCACAUCUUAUCUGGGAAGAUUAGAACUACAGAUGUAAUAUGGAAGCUUCAACAGCAUGGGGGUGGUGAUAGUGUCCUAUUUGCCCUUGGUAAAAUAUUAAAGCAUAUUUCUUAACCCAAAGAGUGAUUGGUUAUAUGGAUAUAUUUGAAAAAGUUAAAGCAAAUUUGCAAACCUUUACAAAAUCAUGUAUCAAUUUUAUGCUAUCCAGUUUUUACGUACCCAUGUGUCAGCAUUUCAUAUAUCCAGUUCUUUGGGUGCUGGUUCACUUUUUUUCAUUUAUUCAAAUUCAGAAAAAUACAGACGGAUAUAAUGUUAAAUUAACCAGAAACCCUGGAACAUUCAUAUCUUGAGAGGGAAUUUGCUACCCUUUUACUUUUGGGAUUUCAUUAUAAAAUAGGCUCAUUUUAUACAUAUGUCCUGUGGUCUGUCUUCCAGAGUGUGCUGUAAUAAUAAGUCUCUAGCAAAGAAAGAGUGGAGGGUGGAGGGUGUGUAGAACUCCACUCAGCCUCAUGGAUACAUCUACAACUCUCUCAACCCAUCCUGUUACAGUUCUCCAUGAAUCACCUCACACUUGGAAAAGAAGGAGGUUAAAGCAGAGUAUUGUUGGCAGCCAGCUAUGCCCAUCCUCUUGUAAAUAACUUUCCAACACACCCAUUUCCUUGCCUUAAGGUGCAGGUUCCUACUUCUACAAAAUUUCAAAUGAUUGCAGGUCAAAAACGUUUGGAGUUACUCACAAAUAAUAAUAAAAUUUCAAAUAACUAGGGUCUACUUGUCCAUCAAGAUGACAUUACCAGUGGAACCCACCUGUUAAUUUUAAAGUAGCUUCAGAACCCAACAACAAAAAUUAUGUAAGCCUGGUUAAAUGUCCUUUUUUCUUCUUGCCUCUAAUAAAAUCAGGAUCUUCGGCCUUGAUACUAAAUAUGUGUAUAUUUAGUUAUGAUGGUACUUGUAGAUGCUCACAUUUCCAGUUCCAAACUCGCCCGUACUUUUUAUGUGCUUCAAAAUAUUUGACACAUUUCUGUUAAUAUAUGAUUUCUGUAUCCACAAACAGCUGUUUGCUUAUGCUGAGUCAAUUUAGAAGUUAAUUUGCCAAUCUAGUCUCAACUGCAAUGCAUUUAAAAUAGGUAAAACAAGUAAAUGAGUUUGGGACAUUUUGAGAUUAAUGUUACUGUCCACUUGACUGUCAAUUUCAAAUGGCUCCUAAUGCAACCAAAAUUAUAACCAAUGUAGCAUGUGUAGGAAAGGUAUUUUUAAUUAUUUAAAAUCAUUGUGUAUAUUACAGCAGUAUGAGGAAUGCCUGGCUAAAGAGGAUUUUUUAAAAGAUGAAGAAUGGUUUUGCUUGUAUUAUAUAGGCUUACUGAGUUUGUGAGCAGCAUAAAAACAAAACAAUCAUUCCUUAAUUCUUCAUUGUGGAACUGAAAUAUUUCUGUAAUGCAUUUUUUAAAAGGAGACUCCUAGACACAGAUGUAAUAGUGGGAAUAGAAAUGUAGAGCUUUUCUCAUAACACAAAACCAGAAAAUAAUUUUCAGCACUUUCACUUACUCUAUGUAAUAAGGAAAAAAAAUUGUUUCCACAAAGUUGAACUGUGUAGUAAUAUUUGGUAACACAUGGCAUGGUCACUUUAUAUCACAGAAUGUGUGUCAAGUUGCAAAGCAUACUUGGGCCAUAGUAGACACUAAGAAUUAAAACUCUUAAAUCAGUGAAACAAAAACUAAUGGGCAGCAUUCUCUCUGUUUGGAAUGGGAUCAGUAUACAAUUAAUACAAUUUAAUUUUACACAUUCCCUAAGACACCAUUUUUAAGUUACAGUCACAUGAGUGUGUUUGUUUGUAUAAAUUUAAGUCAAUGCUUUUAGCCUAGGCAAAGCUUUUUGUUCACUAAAUACAAGGUUUUUUGGGUUUUCUUUUUUCAGCUUUAUUAUUGAAGUAUUACAAACUUAACAUCAGAUACCAAUGUGUAAAAAGUACUAUUGGGUCCUUAAGGGCUCUGUCAGGGAGUUGAAAUUUCAUACGCUUUACCAGGUUACUUGUAAAAAAUGAACAGCUGUAAGACAUUUCAAAACCAUUGCAGACACAUUGUUAAAAUGCAGCCAUUUGAUAAUGAAAGCAGAAACCUUAAGUUUUACCUAAUUAUUGCACUAAAUGUAAAUGAUAACAUAAAAUUAAGUGUGCAUUUUAAACAGAUUCUAUUUCCCACUUACUGCUUAGCAUAGAAAAAGAGCUAUGGUUAGAGGAGUGACCAGCAAGAUUUAUUUCAGAUGGAAAAGGGGUGAGAAAGUGGAAGCACCUUACUGUUAGAGCAUGUUGCAUCUAUUUAGUGCUACUGAACAAUUCAGUAGUUAUUUCUGAACUUUGCUGCAAAGUGCUCUUUAGUUAAAGCACAUUAAGAAGGGUCACUGCUUAAUUGCUUUGUAAAAUGAAGCAAUGGUAUUUUUUAUCUGAUAUAGUGUAAUUUAAAAGUUUUCCUACAAAGUGAGUUUAUAUUGUUGCCUAAACUAUGUUAUGUAAGCAAAGGGUUUGGAAAGGCGGGAGGGAGUCUAGAUUCGGCGAGAGAGUGCGUUUGUGUGUGUGAAUGUAUGAAAAGUUUCCCCAUUGGGUUAUUCUCAAGAUAUGUUUAUUGUAAAGUUUUCUACGUUUUGCCCACAGUAAAUGUACAACUUCGCAAUUGUAGGAUUUAAUUGAUUGAUUGAAUUCCAAAUUUAUACUCUCUUCCCUUCUGCAGAGACAUUAUGCCACUGUAAGGUGCAUGUACAGAAAAUACCUCUGAGGUUGACUUGUUAAAUAACUGAUGAAUGUUAUUUCACACUGAAUCUCAAAGCAGUCAUUUGUUUUGCGGGUUAGGGGAAAGUUUUGUUUUUUGCUGGUGUUUUUUGUUGUUUUUAAUUAGGCACACUAAGAGUGGCUAAAUUUGGGGGAGUUGGUGGAUAGGAAAGACCUUGAAAAGUGAUGUGUAGAUGAAAACACAAGGUAUGGAUGUUGGUUACAGAGUUCAGUUUUAACAAGGGAAAUUUGGGGAUUUUUUUUUUUUUACUUGCAUGUUCUAUGGGUAGCUAUCAAAGGGUGUAACAAAUUAUUCCAGCUUUUCCCAAUACUAAUUAUAUUGGUUUUAAGAAGUCUGCAUAAUCACUAGGUGGCAUUUUCCCUUCAUUUGUGAACCAAGAGGGGUAAAUGAUGCUACCCAUACAAUGACUUCUGAGUUCUUUAACUUUGACAGAAUCUCCAUUGUUUCAUUGAAUUUCUCAUUGUAUUAUAUGUCUUUCCAAGCGUGCAAACUAUAAUAUGUAGUUAAUGAAAAAUGGAAGGCUGCAGAUUAUUUUGCAUGAAUAAUUAAUUGUCCAUUUAGGGCUAAGGAGACUGACAUGAUUUUUAUCGGUUCUGGGUAAAUGAAAAUUUUAAUGGAAAACUCAUUCACCAUUUACUAGCUUUGUGCAAUAUUAUAAAAGGUAGAAGCAAAACACUAGCACAUUGUGCUUGGCUUGUAAGGAUGGCUUUAGUACCAUUACAUUAAAUGGACAAUGUGCACAGUGUAUUGUAAAUGCCAACUCUUGCAAAUUUACAAUACUUAAAUAUGUUCAAUUAACAUUCUAAAGUAUUAAAAGUACAGAGGAAAAACUAAGCAAGCAUUUAUAGCAAUACCAUGAAAUCUCCAGUAAUCGUUUUGACGACUGUUGCCUUUUGCUCUUUAGUGCAGCUUUUCUGCAUUGUAAUUGUAUUGCUUUGUAUUUCAUGUUUUUUACACUCAUGACUUCAGAGUUAAGUACUUGUACACCAAGUAUUGCAAUCACCUUUCUCUUGUUGUACAUGCAAUGUAACAACCUACAGUUUUGGUGCUUUUAACAAUAUUCCUCUUUUUCUUUAAUAAAGGAUAUUUAUUUGAAUUAA
This is a messenger RNA of Gorilla gorilla gorilla (western lowland gorilla), 9126 nucleotides long. It is a transcript of the gene JMY, whose product is annotated as junction mediating and regulatory protein, p53 cofactor. The record is from RefSeq and is a predicted model, not a curated record. Lineage: Eukaryota; Metazoa; Chordata; Mammalia; Primates; Hominidae. Gene Ontology annotation, biological process: positive regulation of apoptotic process; 'de novo' actin filament nucleation; intrinsic apoptotic signaling pathway by p53 class mediator. Gene Ontology annotation, molecular function: actin binding; transcription coactivator activity; Arp2/3 complex binding. The transcript is spliced from 11 exons. The coding region runs from base 525 to 3491 and encodes 988 amino acids. Gene Ontology annotation, cellular component: nucleus; cytoplasm.